UGACAGCUAGCACUGUAAUGGAUCUGUGGGACCAUGGGAUACCAUUCAUUAUUAGACUGGAAAGACUGCAGCAUCUGGGACUUUUUUAGUUCAGAGGAAAGAUGGAGAGGGCCAAUGGCACCACAGUGGAGGAAUUCAUUUUGCUGGGAUUUGGAGUUGAGAGGCAGAAGCGAUUCCUGUUUCUCAUUUUUUUUACCAUCCUCUACAUCAUCACUUUAGCUGAGAACAUCACCAUUAUCACUCUGGUAUUCCUUGAUGCCCACCUGGCUCACCUGCCCAUGUACAUCCUGCUGAGCAACUUCUCCUGGCUGGAGUUGUGCUAUGUAUCCACAACUGUGCCCCGUAUGCUCUGUGACCUGGUGUCUCCUCCAGGGCUGAUCUCCUUCCAUGCCUGCUUCCUCCAGUUCUACAUCUUAUUCUCACUCGGCAACACUGAAUUCUUCUUCCUCUCAGCAAUGGCUUUGGAUCGCUACUUGGCCAUCUGCCACCCACUGCACUACCCACAAAUCAUGUCCCCAAAUUCCUGCUAUUCCCUGGUGGCCAUUUGUUGGGUCCUUGGCUUCCUGGGAUAUGUUGUCCCAGUUAUUUUGACAUCCCAGCUAUCCUUCUGUGGACCUAACGUCAUUGACCAUUUUUUAUGUGAUCCUGGGCCAAUUCUGUCCUUGGCCUGCCCUCCUCUUGGAAAUGCCCCCCUUAUAUUUCAAGUGUCCAUGGAAUCUUUGUUUUUAGGCAAUGUUUUCUUUGUUGUGCUAUCAUACAGCAUAGUAAUUUUCACCAUGAUGAAGUCCUCUAACCAAGGCAGUCGUCAGAAGGCCUUCUCCACCAUAUCUAUGCACCUGUUAGUGGUGACCCUUUUCUAUGGCACAGUGGGAGCAAUGUAUUUAAUUCCGGGUGGAGAAAGCCAGUCAGUGAUCACCAAGGCAGUCACACUCUUCUACACAGCCGUUACACCCUUUCUUAAUCCCUUGAUCUACUGUCUGAGGAAUGAUCAAGUGAAAAAAGCUCUGGGUAGGUUGCUGAGGAGAAUGCUGAGAUUGCUGAUGACAAAGGUCACCGUGUAAAAACAGUCAGUAGCAGGUGAGAAUUUAGCCAAACCAAACCAAAAUGUUUCUGUUGAGAUCAAAUUAAUGUAUUUUUCUAUAUUUGGGAAAGAGGGGCACUGAUUCCUCUUUAUUGUUUAGUGUGGGCCAAUGUGAAUGAUCAAAAUUUAAACCAAGGAAAGGAUCAUAGUGGAGUGUAAUGGUUACCUGGCCACCUUAUGGCACUACGAGGAAGUACACACUUAUCUUUGAGAACCCAGCAUACAAGCCCCAAAUCCAUUUAGAUAGAAUGUUAUUUGGCAGACUCCAGUGGAAUAAAUAUUAUGCCAUACUUGAAAUAAAAUGGAUUAUGUCAUUUUUUAAGAACAUGGCAUUCUGUACUGUGUGAUUGUUACAUGUGUAUUCCAUCAAGUGUCAUCAUUGCAAUGAAAAUAAUUAGAUGAUAACCUCAAAUGUAAUUUGUUUUUGAUACAUGCAUUUAUACUCUGUGUGUGUGUGUAUGUUUUUCGAUAAAGGAUGAGCAGUUAAUGACUGACCAACCUGAGCACACAUGUACCCUUAAAAAAAAGUUAGUAUGAUAGUAUUUCUCCUUCAGACCA
This is a messenger RNA of Rhineura floridana, 1639 nucleotides long. Its product is annotated as olfactory receptor 11H6-like. Gene Ontology annotation, cellular component: membrane. Bases 102 to 1061 code for a protein of 319 amino acids. Gene Ontology annotation, biological process: G protein-coupled receptor signaling pathway. The record is from RefSeq and is a predicted model, not a curated record. Gene Ontology annotation, molecular function: G protein-coupled receptor activity; olfactory receptor activity. The transcript has 2 exons. Lineage: Eukaryota; Metazoa; Chordata; Lepidosauria; Squamata; Rhineuridae.